Crotalus tigris (Tiger rattlesnake) is the source of this 2637-nucleotide messenger RNA. Its product is annotated as acid-sensing ion channel 2-like. Gene Ontology annotation, cellular component: membrane. The record is from RefSeq and is a predicted model, not a curated record. Gene Ontology annotation, molecular function: ligand-gated sodium channel activity. The transcript has 2 exons. Gene Ontology annotation, biological process: sodium ion transmembrane transport. The coding region runs from base 485 to 1135 and encodes 216 amino acids. NCBI's taxonomy places the organism in Eukaryota, Metazoa, Chordata, Lepidosauria, Squamata, Viperidae.
CCUCGCUCUCCCCGCGGAAGAGGCUGCUCUUCGCGGGCUAAGUCUGGCGGUAGAUCUGCUGCAAGCAGGAGGAGUACUGUAGUCCCGUCGGCCGGGGGGGGGGCUAAGUUGAGUAUUCCCCGUUGAGUAUUCCCUCCACUGUUAGCGAAGGGCGCUGAGGGGUAGCCAGGGAAGCAACUGCGGAGCUCAGCGCCGCCUCCUUUUUCUUCCUCUCUUCUUCCUCCCGCCUUUCCUCUUCCUCGCCUGGAUCUGCGGAGAUGAGCAGCGCUAGAGACCGACGCCUACCUCGGCAAAGCUGGUGGGAGAGGAGGCGAUCUGGUUCCGGGCUUCCCUGAGGUGCCACGAGGAUUCCGCCCGCCGGCAUCCGUCUGAAGUGAGUGGAGCGGCCGUCCCUUCGGCCAAGCGCUCCCGCCCUCUGGAUGCUACCGCUGCUGCUGGUCCACGGCUGCCCCCCCUGCGAGGGCGCGGGAGGCGGGGAGCUCGCAUGGCGGCGGCGCAACGGCGGCGGCGGGCUUCGAGGGGGCGGCCCAGACAGCGUCCGAGGUUGCCGGGUCUGCGGGUGGUACGCUGGCGGCGGGCAGCCCCGUGGCGGCGGGCGCUGUGGCUUCUGGCCCUGGGAACCUCGCUGGGUCUGCUCCUGGCGUGGUCGUCUAAUCGGCUUCUGCAUUGGCUGGCCUUCCCGUCUCACACGACGGUGCGCACCGAAUGGAGCCGUCAGCUGGCCUUCCCCGCCGUCACAUUGUGCAACAAUAAUCCGCUCCGUUUCCCGCGCCUCUCCAAAGGCGACCUCUACUACGCCGGCAACUGGCUCGGCCUUCUUCUGCCCAACCGGACGGUGCGGCCUCUGCUUGCUGAGCUCCUGCGCGCCGAACCGGAGCGCCUGCGUUGGUUCGCCAAGUUGGCCGACUUCCGGCUCUUCUUGCCACCGCGCCACUUCGGUGGCAUCAGCGAAGAGUUUGUCGAUCGUCUCGGGCACCGCCUCGAUGACAUGCUCCUCUCCUGCAAGUUCCGAGGCGAAAUGUGCGGUCCGCAUAACUUCUCCGCUAUAGCUUGUCUGGUGUUAAAACAUAAUCAUGUAACUGCAAUGCUGCAAAAUGUGGCCUGGUUGCUGAGUGUCGGAACCACAGCCAUAUGAUUGUGGGGAUAGGAGCCCAACCAUUGGAAUUUUGCAUCCUACAGUCAUAACUAUCCCCACCAGGUAGGUCUGUCAGAACGUUGAGUGAUCACAAAUUGAGGACUACCUAUAUUAAAUCAAAAACAUUCAUUUUAUCAAAUUCCAUUUUCUGGGUAAGGAUUGAGACUAAUCUAUUUUGUUAUCUUUCACAACAGAAAUUCACGGGGCUGCCUUCAGAGAGCAUUCAGAAGCUUCAACUGAUGCAAAAUAUAGCUGCAUGGGCAGUUAUGUGUUUCUUUAGAGGACACAUGACAUGUUCUGUGAGCAGUGUUGGUUACCAGUUUGCUUCGGGGUCCAAUUUAAGGUGUUGGUUUUGACCUUUAAAACCCUAAAUAGCACAGGAGGUAAUCUGAGGGACUGCCACUCCUUGAUUACAUCUGCAUGUCCCAUCAGAUCCAGCAGAGAGGCAUGCUAUGGGUCCCAUCUGCCAAGGAAUUCCAUAUGGUGGGACUUAGGAGACAAGCCUUUGCUGCCUCGGUACCCACUCUUCGGUAUAUCAUUGCCAAAUCCUUAUGGCCUUUGGGAAUGCUCUUAAAACAGGAGUCUACAAUCCUCGAUCUGUGGACCGGCAGCGGUCUGCAUCAUCCAGAAACCGGUCUGCGCAAACAAGCAAAGCAGGCAGUAUAUGAAAACACGCCCCUCUGGUCCAUAGAAAAACCUCUCGCCAUGGAACCGGUCCCUGGUGCCCAAAAGGUUGGGGACCUCUGUCUUAAAACGUGGUGAGGGGUUUUUUUUCCACCAGGCUUGAGCAUCCCCUGACAGCAAGGAACCCAUGCAGUAGCUAUAUCGCAUUAAACUAUUUAUGAUUUUAAUUCUCUCAUGACCCUUGUUUUAUUAAUUAUUUUAAUAAAUUAUUGGUAAAUAAUUUAUUUAAUAAAUUAUUGGUUUCAUUGUAUGCUGCCCAGCUUGUGUGAGACGGGCAGCCAUAAAAAUUUGAUAAUUAAAUUUAUUCUGAAGAAAAUUAUAAUUCCUGAUCUUCCAUUAAAACAAUAUAAAGACUUUAAAGAGGUCACAUCUGUUCAUGUGAAAGUGAGCAGAAGAAAGCAUUUUGCUGUCAAUGUAUGUUCUUUCAAAACUUUUUCAUGAGAAAGAAAAGUUAAGAAUUACUUACAGUAUAUAAUUUUUCACAUGAUAUCACUGAAAGAGCAUUUCUUUUUUAAAAUGGAGGAAAUGUGAACUGAGGAACAGAAAUUCUGAGGGUGAAAGGUGCACAUUCAACAUUUCCUAGUCCCUCCUUUUAACCUGUAUUUUUUAUGUGAAAGAAGAAAGGGUAAUGUACCUGGAAAUGAUAAUUGUAUUUAAUUGAUCUAAUUUUUAAUAAACUUGAUUUAUAAAAAGCUGGUCCCUUUUAUUCUUAAUCUGCUCAGUUUUAGUGUGGAGCUCCCAUGUGACACUUGGGUACAAUUCUUGGUCCCAAAAAUUAGGCAUCUGUGGCAUUGAAUAAAACACUCUUACUAUUGUUA